AAGUCGGGGGGGGGGGGGGGGAAAGGAGAGCGGAGGAGGUGCUAGCAUAAUGCAAUGAGUUGGAGCUGGGUUGUUUUGAGGAGUUUAAAGUUGUUCAUUUCAGCUAACUCUAUUAUUGGCUGACCAUCAAAGCGUUGUGUUUACUUGGAACUACACAAAGUCGGAAGAAAUGUAGCGACUUUUUGUCCGCCUUUGUCGUUGCCUCACGAUGGAGGAACCUGCAACAAGAGAGUUGGAGAUGUCCCUGUCAGACGGUAACGUCACCUCGGACGACGAUAUGCCCGUAACGUUACCCACAGAUGGCAGCCUCAGUGGGAGCAUCCGAAAGGGAUGUGAUCCUUUCGCCCAAACCCAGCGCAGCAAACUGCAGCACCGGCGAGCUCGCAUCAACCAGCAAAUCAACAAGGAGAUGCGCAUGAGAGCCGGAGCAGAGAACCUAUUCAGGGCAACAACCAACAACAAGGUGAAGGAGACCGUGGCUCUGGAGCUCAGCUUUGUCAACUCCAACCUCCAGCUGCUCAAAGAGGAGCUGGAGGAGCUCAACAGCAACAUGGAGGUCUACCAGACAGACAGUGAGGCGAUCAACGUUCCCAUGAUCCCACUCGGAUUAAAAGAAACCAAAGAGGUGGACUUCACAGUUUCUAUCCAGGACUUCAUAUGUGAGCACUACGGGGAGGAGAGCUCUCUCUACGACAAGGAGCUCAAAGAGCUUAUGGAGCUCAGACAGGCCAUGCGUACACCCAGUCGUAACCAGGCCGGUCUGGAGCUACUGAUGGAGUACUACAACCAGCUAUACUUUCUGGACCAGCGCUUCUUCCCUCUCCACAGGAGCCUGGGUGUGCAAUUCCACUGGUACGACUCCCUGACAGGCGUCCCGUCGUGUCAGCGUACGCUGGCCUUUGAAAAAGGAAGUGUGCUGUUCAACAUCGGUGCCCUGUACACACAGAUUGGAGCACGGCAAGACCGCUCUGCAACAGCUGGCAUAGACCGAGCAAUAGAUGCCUUCCAGAGGGCUGCAGGUGCGUUUGAUUACCUGAAAGAGAAUUUCUCCAACGCUCCCAGUUUGGACAUGAGCGGCCCGUCGCUCUGCAUGCUGGUGCGUCUGAUGGUUUCCCAGGUGCAGGAGUGUGUGUUUGAGCGAGUCACACUCACCACUCGGGACACACACUUCACGUCGCAACUCUGCCGGGCGCAGGAGGCUGCGCGGGUGUCGGACGUCUAUUUGCUAGUGCAGCAGACCAUGACUCAGCCUCUGAUGAAGGACUACGUGCCGUUUUCCUGGGCCUCCAUGGUGCAAGUCAAAUCGGAACACUUCCGUGCCCUCUCGCACUACUACGCUGCCGUCGCACUCUGCGAUCACACGCUGUCUGCUGAGGAGGAGGAGUGCGAAGAGGAAGCAGAGAAGGCUUUCCUCCAGCUCUAUGUCAGCAGCCCUGCAGGACCACCACUCGGCCAGGUUUUACGAGACCCUGAAAAAAGAAGAAAGCUUGGUAAAGCUCACCUGCGGCGUGCCGUCAUCAGACACGAGGAAGCCAUGCGUGUCCACGGCCUGUGUAAGAUCCUGAGGAAGAUGGACAUCCUGCAGGACGUGCUGUCGCUCACACACAAACGCUCUCUGGACAAGUACUCGGAGCUGGACAGAGAGGACGACUUCGAUGAAACCGCAGAGGCCCCAGAGAUACAAUCUCAAACCCAUCAGAAACCUGACAUCACUCCAACCAACUUCUCUACAGUCCAAGCCACUGAUAUCUUCCAAAGACUGGGGCCUCUGUCAGUUUUUUGUGCCCGGGCUCGCUGGGGUCCGGUACGUGUGAUCGGCCUGCAGAGGAGAGAAGAUGGGAUGGGUCUCACGCUCAGAGGAGACUCACCCGUGCUGGUGGCUGGAGUGGUGCCUGCAGGCUGUGCAGCAGAGGCGGGGCUAAGGGAAGGAGACUACAUCGUAGCAGUGGACGGACAGGACUGUAAAUGGGCCAAACAUGGCGAGGUGGUUCAAAUGCUAAAGAGCUGUAGCGAGAGAGGAGUGGAGCUCAGUGUGGUCACAUUGCAGUCGCAUGAUACACAGCUGGAGAGGAGGGCCAUCUUGCUGUCCCACAGCAGCGAUAAGGAAAACACUCGGCAGCGGCUGCUGGGUGGAGGCGCUAAGGGCCAGAGCUCCGCCUCCUUGUUGAACUGGAACAGGAAGAAGGCGAGGGAAGGCGGUGGGGUCACGAAGAGGCUCGGAAGCACUUUCAGUUUGUCGUUUGGAAGCAUCCGAGACCCCGAGGCCAUGUACUGAGACGUGGCUGCAGAGGAACCACUCAGGGAAUCACAGCAGUGGAGCACGAGGUACGAUCAGGACCGCAUUCAGCUGAAACAUCCGCAGGAGCCAAAAACAAAAAAACAUAUAUAUAUCUUUUUAUUGCUACAGCACAGUCCAAUGUCUGUAGCAACUGUGUUGGCUCAGCACAUAUGUGGAAGCAAACAUAGCAUGUAGAGCACCUUCUAACAUUUUUUUAAAAGUACAUUUGACCUUGCAUGAGUGAAGGCCUUAUUAUUGCUGCCAUGGUCAUCUCAGAGUUGAACGAUCCCACGUCUGAGGAGUGCUCUGCGCUGCCUUGGAGACAGAACGCAAGGAUGGUUUUAGAUGCUGAGACCGGACUCAAUGCCAUGCGGUUGCUCCUGCAUGAUGGGGGGGAAAAAAAAAAGAAGAGUGCAGUGAUUUCACUGAUAAAAUGUGCGAUCCACAUCGGAUUUUGGACGCACAUCCAUCACCACUCUGAGUUCUCUGUGAUACAGGAAGCCACAGACGGUGGAGGAAUAAUGUUGAGAAUUACUGAAUUUCAUUGAAGAUUUUUCAGCAAACUACUGACACUAACAUAAAGAAAACCAGCUAGUGACUAGUAAAUGAGUAAAAUAACCCAGGGGAGCAAAUUAGGUUUGACACUUGAAAAGCAAACUUAGCAUUUAGGUCUUAACAACACACCCAGCUCCUUGACUUAAUUUUUUUUUUACAUUAACAUUACAAAUACAUAUGUGUUGAAAGGGUGAAGCAGAAUUAAAAAGUUCCAUAUUUCUUGUGUCUUAUAUUUUUCUUAAGAGGUCUCUGAGGUUACAGAAUACUGUAACAGUCCCGUUUAACCAUUUAGGAUCAGUUGAUACUGACAAAGUAUCACUGAUACCAUCCUAUGACUAUAAUGACUAUGAUACUGGAUGUUCUUGGAGUAAUGUUUGAGUUGUUUUAGUUGUCAUUUGUAGAUGAUUAAAAAGCACUUCAGAGGUUUUGAUCCAUUGUUUUGUAGUCUUGGUACUUUCAUGCACUGUGAAUAUUGAAAAGGACAAAUAAUGUAGUUCUGACUUGAUGUCUCAAUAAUGAACAUGUGAGAGGUUGGGAGUUUUUAAAAACAAAUGUAAUGUGAUGCCGGGAGACCCUGCAGGAAAAGCAUGCGCUGUCUAAAACGUUGCAUUUUUUUUGUUGUAUUGUCUUGUAUCGUUUCCUUAAUGGUUUCCGAGGACGGUCCAGCCACUGUACUGUAUGUUACAGUCAGCCAAUAUUAGAAAACAAUAGAUGAUGUUUGUGGUUUUUUUUCUUCUUUUAAAUACCAUUGUUUGAACGGUUUGUACAAAUCUGAUAUAACUAGAAAUGUGAGAAUUGUAGCACAUGACUGUUUGGUCCAGCAAAAGAAGAUGAAUGCGGUGUUGUUGUUUUUCGCCAUGGCACGUCUUUUUUGUCUUCUUUCUGUACAAUGUGUGUGCCACGGUGGUCCAUUGUGAUGAGUACAAAAAGCCGGAGGGAACAAACACGAGGAUUUCUCAUGUUUUGUCUUCACAUGAUCACAACAUAAUUGUUCUGUGAUGCAAUUAGUUUUCUACAUUCAUGAAAAGUUUAGCGAUUCCAAAAAGAUUGUAAAGGAGCAGGAUUUUUUUUUUUAUUCCCAUAGUCAAUAAAUCAUGUUUUGGAUGUAAAGGAAACAAGUUUGUCAUGUUGUGAUCACAAAGUAACUUACUCGUCAGCUUUUCUGUACUAUGUAUUUGUGCGAGUAAGUAAAUGUGUGUCGAGCCUGUUGUGAAGAGGAAUAUUUUUACCUUCCAUUUAUGUGUCGACUGAAUCUCUGACCAUCCCUUAAUGACUGCAUUUGGGGAUUUGCACAGUAUUUUUUUUCUCCAUGUAUGAAUACAAUAAAAGUGAAUGAGCUAUCA
Messenger RNA from Cyclopterus lumpus (lumpfish), 4176 nucleotides. RefSeq names its product rhophilin, Rho GTPase binding protein 1 (gene rhpn1). Gene Ontology annotation, biological process: negative regulation of stress fiber assembly; signal transduction. Lineage: Eukaryota; Metazoa; Chordata; Actinopteri; Perciformes; Cyclopteridae. The record is from RefSeq and is a predicted model, not a curated record. Gene Ontology annotation, molecular function: protein binding. The transcript has 16 exons. Bases 209 to 2275 code for a protein of 688 amino acids.